Molecule: messenger RNA, 2979 nt
Organism: Brassica rapa (field mustard)
Lineage: Eukaryota; Viridiplantae; Streptophyta; Magnoliopsida; Brassicales; Brassicaceae
Product: cytosolic sulfotransferase 1-like
Molecular function (GO): sulfotransferase activity
Source: RefSeq, a predicted model, not a curated record
CAUCCGAAGCUGAUGGUAUAUAACACUAGUAAUCAGUAAUCACUGUAAUUAAACUGGAGGUCCAAGUAAACUUUUUUUAUUACAAAUACAACUAGUAAUAUCUACGAAGAAAAUUUAUUUUGGUUGUUGUUACUUGCAGGGGUUACCUGGUGAAUCUCUUAUUACCUGGUUAAUUUUAAGGAAAAUUUAUUUAUAUGCUAGGGUUUUGGAUUUUUGUCACGUCCAACAACUAAUGAUCAGGAAAUUAGUGGGUUGUUGAGAGAAGAUUUUAUUAAUGAAAAAAAAUUCCUUGAAGAUAUUACUAGUAUACAACUAAUGAUCAAUUAGUGGGCUACGAGAAAAAAAUAUUAAUUUUAAGGAAAAUUUGUUCUUAUUAUAAAUACAACUAGUAAACAACCCACUAAUUGCCUGAUCAGCACCCACUAAUGCAUGAUCAACUAGUAAUAUUUAGGAGGAAAUUUUAUUUUUUUUAUUAUAAAUACAACUAUUUUGUUUCAUUUUAAUUGUCAUUUAAAGUUUAUACACAUAUUAAAAUUUUUUUUUUUUUUUUGCAUAUUUUUAAAAUAAAAAUAUCAUUACAUAUACACUUAACAAUAUUUCAACCAAUAGAAAGAUAAACGAGAGAGUAUUGUUAAUAAAUUUUGUAUCAAAAUUUUAAACUUACAUUGAAACGAAAAAUUUAUUCAACAACGAUAAAUUAACUGAAACGGAGGGAAUAGUAAACGGGCUUUUAAUAAAAACUCACUAAUUACAUGAUCACUGAUUAGUUGUUUCACGUGACAAGAACCCAAAACCUUAGCUUGUAAUAUUUUUUUCUAAAACGAAAAUGUUCAUCAGAUUUCUAGCAAUUCCAACAUGUUCAAUUAAUAAUGGUUUUAUUCUGUUGUUAAAAUAAAAAUUUAACUACCUAAACCAAAAUAUAAUAAAAUAAUAAUAAUAAUUUGCAAUUUAGAAAAAUGAAUUUUGCCGGCUGGAGAUGCUCCCUAAACCUAUUUUUUUUUACGGGAGCUUAGCUACAAAAGCUCUUAAUUAAUCUAGUAUUAUUAUUUUUUAUCAACUCUAGUAUUCCCUCCGUUUUAAUUUAGUUGUCAUUUUAGGUUUAUGCACACGGAUUAAGAAAACAUUUAAUUGUGCAUAUUUUCAAAAUAAAAUCAUCUUCAAUCAAUAGAAAAUAAAUUAAAAAAUAUUGUCAAUAAAUUUUGCAUUGAAAUUAUAAAACAAUCUUUAUUUUGUAACGGAAAUUUUAUCUUACAACGAUAAUUAAAUUGAAACGGAAGAAGUACUAUUUAAAACUGAGUUUACAGCAUUUGGAGCCAACAUAUUUUUGUGUGACAACAACCAAAGAAAGAAAGAAAAACACAUACAUAUUAUUGUAACAAAGCAUAAAAUUAAUGGCUGACAAGGAGCUUAAUAUGAACGUGAGAGACGACAACGUAAGUGAAGAAACGAAGAAACUGAUCUCUUCAGUUCCUACAUACAAAGAUUCACUAGUUAAGCUCUGCAAGUACCAAGGAUGUUGGUAUUACUACAACACUCUCCAAGCUGUCAUCAACUUCCAGAAUAAUUUUCAGCCGCAAGACACUGAUAUUAUUCUCGCUUCUUUCCCAAAGUCCGGCACAACUUGGCUCAAGGCACUCUCGGUUGCACUCUUAGAGAGAUCUAAACAUAAUGAUCCUCUGAACCAUCCACUGCUAUCCGGUAACCCUCAUGGCAUAGUACCAUUCUUCGAGAUUGAUAUGUAUCUCAAAAGCCCAACACCGGACCUAACCAAGUUCUCCUCAUCAUCAUCAUCAUCCUCGAGGCUGUUUUCGACUCACAUGCCUUUGCACACCGUGAAACAAGGCCUCAAAGACUCUCCAUGCAAGGUUGUGUACUUGUGCAGGAACGCAAAGGACGCGUUGAUAUCGCGUUGGUAUUUCAGGAGCAAGUGUGAGAAGAAGGAUGUGUCAGAAGCAUUCUCGAAGUCGAUGUUCGAGUCGUUUUGCAGCGGGGUUGGCUUCUACGGUCCGAUUUGGGAUCACGCCCUCAGUUACUGGAGAGGCAGCUUGAAGAAUCCCGAGAGUGUACUCUUCAUGAAGUACGAGGAACUGAAAAGGGUGCCUUGUCCUCAGCUGAAGAGGCUUGCUGAGUUCUUGGGAUGUCCUUUCACCAAGGAAGAGGAAGAGAGCGGGUUGGUUGAGAAGAUUAUUGAACUAUGCUCUUUCGAUAACUUGAGCGGUUUGGAGGUCAACAGAACAGGGAAAACGCUGACGAACGUCGAUCACGAUAGCUUUUUCCGCAAAGCAGAAGUUGGUGGCUGGAAAAAUUAUCUAACUCCUGAAAUGGAGAACAAAAUCGACAUGAUCAUUGAUGAGGAACUAAAAGGUUCGGGUUUGACUUUCUAGACUUGUUUUACUUUUUCAUGUUUGUUUGUACCUCUUCUUAUUUCAAUGCGUUGUAAUAAGAUUACCUUCUGCCAUGCCAUGUAUCUUACAUUUUCUACUUUGGAUUUGAAUGAAGAAAAACAUUAAAUAUUUUUAUCAUUCCUAAAAAAUUAUACCAUUUACGAAGAAUUUUUUUUUCUUUACCAUUUAUGACGAAUUAUAAUCUUUGAUUUCACACGUUUUUUAAAUUUUAAAUGCAAACCGAAUUUUUUAUAUUUGUUGUCUCUCUUCUUUUAGAACCUGGUGUGUUUCUUUGUCUUAUUUUUUCCUGCGUUUCUAUUUUUUAAAUGGGUUAGCUAAACAACUAAAUAGAUUUUCACAGACUAAUUUGAUUGCUUCAUAAAAAUAGUUUAUCUUUAAUUAAACAUCUUCAGUGAUGUAUCGUAUAAAAGAAAUGAAAUGCAAAGCUUUUAAAACAAUAGCAACAAGAAUUGUGGGGCAUUUAGAAGAAGCACCAAAAAAUGAGAGAUUGUGAGAAAGAAACAAAUCAAAGACGUCUUCCCCUUCUACCACCCUUUCUACGGGUGCUAUCGGUUGGAAUUGGAGUCACAUCCUC